AUGGCCCAGCCGCUGCGCCCGCCGCUCCCCGAGUCCUGGAUCUCGUCCGCGGACUGGGGCCGACCUCGGCUGCCACCGCCCUCCAACAGGGACCGCGGCUGCUCCCCCGCCUCGUCCCCAGACUCUUGGGGCAGCGCCCCGGCCGGCAAACGGGUGCCAAACCCCAUGCGGCCCGCGGCCCUCCCGGGCCCCCGCAUCCCGGGCCCCGGCAGGCGCGGCCGUCUGGGCUGCGGGCAGCGGCAAAGCGCCAGCGAGCGCGAGAAGCUGCGCAUGCGCACGCUCGCCCGCGCCCUGCACGAGCUGCGCCGCUUUCUGCCGCCGUCCGUGGCGCCCGCCGGCCAGAGCCUCACCAAGAUCGAGACGCUGCGCCUGGCCAUCCGCUACAUCGGCCACCUGUCGGCCGUGCUGGGCCUCAGCGAGGAGAGCCUGCAGCGCCGGCGCCGGCGGCGCAGCAACGUGGCGUCCCCGCGGGGCUGCCCGCUCUGCCCCGACGGCGGCCCCGCGCAGGCGCAGACGCAGGUGCAGGUGCAGGUGCGCGGCCCGGGCCUGGGCUCAGCCGCCCACGCCGGGGAGUCCUGGGGGUCCCCACCCGCCUGCCCUGGAGCCCGAGUCAUGCUCGAGACGCCCGACCCGCUGAUGCUGUACGCUGAGGCUGCACGUCCCGAAUGGCAGGCGACGGAGCUGAGCCCCUCCUCUCCGCCCUUUUCUGGCGACGUGCUGGCCCUGUGGGAGACCUGGACGCCCCUCUCGCCUCUGGAGUGGCUGCCGGCCUGAGGAACCCUCGUGACAAUGGACAGCUGGGGCCCUGUCUGGGAGCACCGAAGCUUUUUGGCUUCAGCACCUUCGAAAUGGUUCCUCUCCAGACUGCCUCUCUUGGAAGAGGGCACCAGUGAUACUGGCAUGGACAUUCCUGCAGGUGACAGCCUGUCCCCAUCCAGGACAGCCCUCCCCAGCCCCUCCCUCAAUGGGGGGACCCAUAGGGUAGACACUUGAAGCAGGCAGGAGUCUGUGCCUAGUGUGAAUUUAUUUAUUUAUGAAUAAACAA
Molecule: messenger RNA, 1045 nt
Organism: Lemur catta (Ring-tailed lemur)
Lineage: Eukaryota; Metazoa; Chordata; Mammalia; Primates; Lemuridae
Gene: MESP1
Product: mesoderm posterior bHLH transcription factor 1
Exons: 2
Coding region: 1-774 (257 amino acids)
Biological process (GO): somite rostral/caudal axis specification; regulation of transcription by RNA polymerase II; heart morphogenesis
Cellular component (GO): nucleus
Molecular function (GO): RNA polymerase II cis-regulatory region sequence-specific DNA binding; protein dimerization activity; DNA-binding transcription factor activity, RNA polymerase II-specific
Source: RefSeq, a predicted model, not a curated record